CCCUGUUACAGCUCACAAAAUCUCUUUCACAAGAUGCUUCAGUUUCUCUCUCUCUCUCUCUCUCUCUCUCUGACAACCCUGUCUCUUGAAUUGCUUACUACUCUUGAAGAACCCAAAAAUUCUGCAUGAAUGGAGAUCAAAAUCAUUGGCUUGCUCUCUCUAGCUUUCUCUCUCAUCUACUUGUCAAUUCUGCGUCUGUCAACAGCUUUCACACCGGUAGACAACUACCUCAUCAACUGUGGAUCAAGCACAAAUGUCACUGUUGAUAACCGACUCUUCACCGGUGAUUUGACCGGACCGGGUUCGGUUUAUCUGUCUUCUUCUGGUAAAUCAAUCUCUCUCACGAAUCAAAACCCAUCUUCAAAUUCAGCUCCACUUUCCCGAACAGCUAGGGUUUUUCUCAGUGCUUCAAGUUAUGAGUUCAACAUCAAGAAGACUGGGACGCACUUGGUACGUCUUUAUUUCUCUCCCUUCACUACUUCCCAGAGUUACAAUCUCAAUAAUGCAAAUUUUAGUGUUUCGGCUAAUGGGUUUUUGCUUUUGAGCAAUUUUGAUAUUCGAUACACUGUUCUUAAAGAGUUCAUUUUGAUGGUAAAUGAUGUGAAUUUGGAACUAUCGUUUGUACCUUCGAGCCAAUCGGGUUUUGCGUUUGUUAAUGCAAUUGAAGUGUUCUCUGCUCCUGAAGAUCUCAUGUUUCAGUAUGUGGCUAAAUCGAUUGGUCCUAACGGAGUCGAAGAGUUUAAGAAUCUUUCUUCGCAAAUUUUAGAAACGGUUCAUAGGAUUAAUGUUGGGGGUUCAAAAUUGACCCCUUUUAAUGAUACCCUUUGGAGGAUUUGGAUCCCUGAUGAGGAUUUUCUAGUUCUGAAAUCUGCUGCGAAGACUGUGAGUACAACACAUGCUCCAAAUUAUGAGAAAGAUGGUGCAAACAGAGAGAUCGCUCCUGAUAAUGUUUAUAUGACUGCACAGCAGCUGAACAGGGAUAACUUAAAUGCAGAUGCUGUGUUCAAUAUAACUUGGGAUUUUCCAGUGAGCUCAGAACCUGCUCGAUACUUCAUUCGUUUGCAUUUCUGUGACAUUGUCAGUAGGUCACUUAACCAGCUUUACUUCAAUGUAUUUAUCAAUGGAUUCGCUGCGUACAAAGAUCUUGAUCUGUCUGCUCUUACAUUCAAUUUGCUUGCAUCUCCAUACUACAUAGAUUUUGUUGUGGGUUCGGAUAAUUCAGGGGUUGUGCGUAUUAGUGUUGGUCCUUCUGAUCUUAGUAGUUCAUUGAGAAAGGAUGCUAUUUUGAAUGGGGUAGAGAUCAUGAAGAUGGUGAAUUUUUAUGUGGUUUCAGAAACUCGGCCUGAGAAGAGAAGUGUUUGGGUUUUGGUGGGUUCAGUUGUUGGAGGCUUUGCUUUUCUAUGUUUGGUUGGACUCGCAGUUUUAUUGAUAUUGAGAGGUAGGAGGCAAAAACAGAAACCAAAACCUGUGGAAAGUAUGGGUUGGACACCUUUACGGGUAUAUGGAGGGAGUUCACAAAGUAGGCUAUCUGAAGGGACUGCCUUUCCAUCUCCGGGGCCAUAUGGAUAUCUUGGCUUGAGGAUCCCUUUUGGUGAAAUACAGUUGGCAACAAGCAAUUUUGACCAAAAUCUGAUUAUUGGUUCUGGUGGAUUUGGCAUGGUUUACAAAGGGGUUCUUAGAGACACCACAAAGGUUGCUGUGAAGCGAGGUGUACCAGGGUCCAGGCAGGGUCUUCCUGAAUUCCAGUCUGAACUAACCGUUUUGUCAAAAAUACGACACCGCCAUCUUGUUUCACUUGUUGGGUAUUGUGAAGAACAGUCAGAAAUGAUACUUGUCUAUGAAUUCGUGGAAAAAGGGCCAUUGAAAAAUCAUUUAUAUGGUUCGGGAUUAACACCUUUGUCUUGGAAGCAGAGGCUUGAAAUAUGCAUUGGUGCUGCAAGAGGCCUUCACUACCUUCACACAGGUUCGGCACAGGGAAUCAUCCAUCGUGACAUCAAAUCUGCCAAUAUUUUGCUUGAUGAAAAUUGUGUUGCUAAGGUUGCAGACUUUGGUCUCUCAAGGUCUGGUCCGUGUAUCAAUGAGACCCAUGUAAGCACUGGUGUCAAAGGUAGUUUUGGGUAUCUCGAUCCAGAGUAUUUUCGGACGCAGCAGCUUACAGAUAAGUCAGAUGUUUAUUCAUUUGGGGUUGUGCUUUUCGAAGUUCUUUGUGCUAGACCUGCUGUUGACCCAUUGCUGCCCAGGGAGCAGGUAAAUUUAGCUGAAUGGGCAAUUCAAUGGCAGAAAAAGGGUCUGCUCGAACAGAUCAUUGAUCCAUUCCUAAUGGGGAAAAUAAAGCCAAGUUCACUGAAAAAAAUUGGCGAAACAGCAGAGAAAUGUGUUGCUGAGUGUGGUGUUGAUAGGCCUACAAUUGGUGAUGUAUUAUGGAAUUUGGAAUAUGCGCUUCAGCUUCAGGAAACUGGAAGGCCAAGGUUAUCUCAUGAAGUCAGUGAUAUCACUUCUUCAGAGCUCCCAGGACCCAGAGUUGUUCCCCAAGUUCCCUCAAGCCAUGUUAGAAUUGAGGGAGAUGAUUCUGAUGGGAUUUCAAAUAUAACAACAAGCCGAGUUUUUUCCCAACUGAUGACCAAAGAAGGUAGAUAGUUUAUAGGUUCAUGCCAUAAAAUAUGAAAUUCUUGCUUAAACACAGGCAUGAACUACAUUGCUUGGAAUUUCUGCAGAAACAUAAAAUCAAGAAGUAUCAAAUGUAAUUCUAGCUUUAUUUUGUUUCAAUAAAUAUAGAUGCAUAUAUAAUUCUUUUCAA
Molecule: messenger RNA, 2797 nt
Organism: Camellia sinensis
Lineage: Eukaryota; Viridiplantae; Streptophyta; Magnoliopsida; Ericales; Theaceae
Product: putative receptor-like protein kinase At5g24010
Biological process (GO): protein phosphorylation
Molecular function (GO): ATP binding; transmembrane receptor protein tyrosine kinase activity
Source: RefSeq, a predicted model, not a curated record